AUGGAACGACGGGUGGACGGGUCACUGGCUAGAAGUACCUACCAUAAGAAAACUUGGUCAGGGCAAUACUUGCAUUUUAAAAGUUUUGCCCCAAUAGCAUACAAGCGUGGACUGGUACGUACAUUGUUUGAUCGAGCACGCCAAAUCGCCACGAACGACAAAAUUGACAAAGACACAACAGUCCUGUAUGAAACACUGUUGGACAACGGCUACCCUGCAAAGUUCGUUGAUAAGUAUGCCAGACAGCGGGGAGAAAAACAUGCAUUGCUAACUGUUCCCCGGAAAAGUGUUUUUCUUUGUUUACUCUAUAAAGGUGAUGACGUAUCGAUUCUCAUCAAACGCCGUCUCAAUGCGGCAGUCAAUCGAACGUACCAUGCGGCCAAGUUGGUCUUCAUUGAGCAGUCAAAUCGAGUGCCGAUGCCACUGAGAAAGGGUCCCAUCCCCGCAGCCGCCAACUGA
Molecule: messenger RNA, 459 nt
Organism: Echinostoma caproni
Lineage: Eukaryota; Metazoa; Platyhelminthes; Trematoda; Plagiorchiida; Echinostomatidae
Source: the annotation of a GenBank genome assembly